This is a messenger RNA of Nezara viridula (southern green stink bug), 6576 nucleotides long. The record is from the annotation of a GenBank genome assembly. NCBI's taxonomy places the organism in Eukaryota, Metazoa, Arthropoda, Insecta, Hemiptera, Pentatomidae.
CUGAAUAGCAGAUUUAUUUUUAUGCGUAAAAUAUAAUAUUCUUACUGUGACUAUUUUGUUCAUACUUACAUCAAAAUUGGAUACUCCUCUUGUACACACAUCUUCAAAAUGGUAAUAUCAGUUUGGUUAAAGGAUGUCCUCCGGCCCUUAACGAAACUGGGACCGGCGGCGCAAGAAGUAGAGGCGUGGAGGGGGCAGCGGCAGGCACAGACAGGGGAGGGAGCCAGUCAAGCGAUGGGGUGCGCCAGCAGUGCUCCCCUGGUCCAGGGUGCCAUCGACGGCGCUAAGCAGAAGGCCAAGGACGCCGCGCAAGAGGCCAAGGCCAUAAAGGAUGAAGCCAUCGAGAAGACGAAAGAAGCUGGGGAAGCAGUUAAGGAGAAGGCUGGAGAAAUAGUAGAAGAGGUAGAAGAAAAAGUGGCAUCAGUUUUUAGCUCAGAAAAAAAAGCUGCUGAAGAGGCAGUUGAAAAUGCAAAGGAAGAAGCAAAAGCAGAAGUAGAAAAUACAACAGAAAAAGCUCUUGAAGAAGUAGAAAAAGCUAAAGAAGAUAUACAGAAAGCAGAAGAAGAAAUUAAAAAAACCAGUGACGCUGUUCUUGAGGACAUAGAGGAUGAGAGUGUAAAAAAGGAUUCGAGAGGAUCACCUAACAAUAGAGACAGGAUACAUUCACCAGAAAUUUGGACAAGGCCAGAUGACAGCUAUGAAAAAUUUCCUGCUUCAGAACUAGAGGACAUCAAGCAAGAGAUUGAAGAAGACUUGAAAGAAAUGGAAGCUGAUAUGGUAAAACAGGACAGUAAUGAUGAUGAAACAGAUAGCUUACAUGAAGCUGCUUCUAAUCUUAUAAAUGUCGUGGAAACAAUAGAUGAUACAUCAAGUAAGAUGUUAAAUGAAAUAAAUAUUCCAGAAGCAACUGAAAUAAAUGCUCCAAUAGAGACUGAAAUAAAUCCUUCUGCAAUGACUGAAACAAACUUUUUAAAAACAACGGAAAUGAAUGUCCCUACAGCAACUGAAAUAGUUGUUCCUGCACCAACAAAUAUAAGUAUCCCAACCGCAACAAACAUAAAUGUUCCCAUACCAACAGAAUUUAAUGGCCCAUCAAUUGAAAUUAAUAUUCCAGUAGUGGAUGAAAGCGAUUCUCUCACAACUGAAUUAGAUGUCCCAACAGCAAUGGAAAUAAAUGUCCCAACAGAAAUGGAAAUAAAUGUCCCAACAGCAAUGGAAAUAAAUGUUCCAACAGCAAUGGAAAUAAAAGCCCCAACAGCAAUGGAAAUAAAUGUCCCAACAGCAACUGAAACAAAUACUGUUGAAGCACUAGAUGAAUCACAGGAAUCUAAAGAAAUCAUUAAAAAUUCUGAUCAGACCAAAAAGGAAAAGGAGGAAGAAGACACUGCUAAACAUUCAAAUGAAAAUGAUGAAGAGAAUAACAAUGAAAACAAUGAAGCAAGUGAUGGUGUUGAAGCUGCCUAAACAAAGAUGAUAUCAAUGUACAUGUUGUUGUCCAGUAUCACUCUUGAUAUAUAAUUUUUGUAAAAAAUUAAAUAUAUGUAUUAUUUAUUUUAUUUUUUGUAAAAUACAACUCUAAAAUUAUUGUAGUGUAAAUGACAAUGAUGUAUAUUUUCCAUUGAGUAGCUUUAUUAGAAAAUAAUAAAAUAUAUCUCAUUUUCACAAUGCAAUAUUUAGCAGGCUUUUUCGAUAAUUAGCUAGACAAAAUCAAAAUUCUUGGCACACUCACUUUUUUCUUCUAUUUAUUUUAUUCAAAAUAGUAUUAUUGUACAGUUAUAUUGAGACUCCCUAGUUUAUCUUUUAUAAUUUUUUCACUGAUUUAUUACGAACAUAUAAUAUUUUUAUAUUUUUUAUAAUGUAGAAAAUCAAUAAAAUGUGUAGCAAAAACAAUUUUAUUUAAAUGGAAAUAACAAUCAUUACUUAUUAUUUUAAAGAUGACUUAUUGUUUCUAAUGGGCCAGAUAUUGCUACUACCUCAAUUUCCACUUUAGCUCCCUAUAAAAUAAAAGUAUAGAUGAAUUAAUAUAAUUUGGGAUGGAAGGUAAGUUUCUACUUGUAAAAAUUGUUAUUAAAAAAGUUAAUUUUUAUAAAAAUUUAAUGUUAAUAUAAAAAAUUAUUAAAAAUAAAGUGUUAAUUGACUCACCAAGGGAAGCUUUCCUACUUGGAAACAUGACCUUGCAGGGAAAGGCUCCUUAAAAUCUAUCAAAACAAAUUUAAAAUAAAUUAUUUCAAUUUAUUGGACAUUAAUGAUUCAAUUGACUGAUCGAAAAUCUUAAAAUACUUAACCAAAUAUGUAUAUUAUUAAUAUUUAUUAAAAAUAGAAGAAGAAAAAAAAAAACAAGAGUGCCUUGUUUAUUGGCACAAAUGAGAAAAAAACCACUACAGAAAAGAAUUAUCCAAUUAUAAACAGUAAAAUAUCAAAAGGUUUAAGAUUGAUAAUUGUGGAUUGAUCGUUGACUAUAGUGAAUAAUUGAAGAGAAGGAUGGUUGGGGUGAUCAGUCAAAAUACAAAGUAUUAAAAAUAAAUAAUUAUAUUUAUUUUUAUAUUUGCCGACGUUUCGGCCCGAAGUCCAUACCUUCAUCAGGGCUAAGAUAGAACCAGAUAACAAUAGGUAUGAGAAACUAUAAACAUUUAAUAUAAAAAGAAGGUUAAUAUUUGAUGUUUUUCCUCUAACCACAACAGAAAACUCUUUAAAGGGUCAAUCCAUUUGAAAUCACCCAAUUUGAAUUAAUUUUGUUGCUCGACAUUUUUGAUUUUUAUAAUUUUUUUUACCAGUUAUUCCAUAUUUAUUUGAUAGUUCAAAGCCGCAGUUAAAAAAAUUUAAGGCUUACAGUUUUUUAAUGGAUGGUCAUUUUUAAUUUUCUUUUCGACUAAAACAUGUUUUGGGAAAAUACCUGUAACUCUGGUUAUAUUGUAAAUAUCAAGCCAAAAUAAAAACUGAAAUAAUUUAGAUUAUUUUUUCUACAUUUCUGUUGAUCAAUUCAUUGCCUGAAAAGAAAGAAAAGUGGUUUAAAGAAAUCAUGAAAAUAGACAAAAAUGUGACUUUUUGGACUGCAAAAGUGUAAUGAAGAAAAGAGUCUCAACUUUAAUUUUUUCUUCAUAUGUUGACCUUCGAAGGUACUUCUUGCUGAUGAAAUUUCAAUCUUGAAAACCUUGUCCUUUUUUAAAUAUGAGUUGUCAAAAGUCAUUUUCGGCGAGAUUUGAAAUUGUAAACCAUAAAAGGGAGUUAGUGGAAAAUGAUGAAACUUAUAAAUUUUAUAACACUUUUUGAUAAGCACAUACGGAACAAAUUUAUUGUCUGAGACUUAAGCGGUUCCUGAGUUAUAUUGUAUCAAAUAUGACUGGAAAUCGCGUAAUUUAAAUGCUGACUUUAAACACUUUUAAAAAUCAUCGAUAGGGAUGUGUAAUAUUAUGUAUGUAAUACUCAGUCCAGUUUAUGAUAUUCAAAUUAAAAUCUCGUCAAAAAUGACAUGGCAGUUUUUGAAACUUCAUAUUUAAAAAAGGACAAGGUUUUCAAGAUUGAAAUUUCAUCAUCAAGUAGUACACUGAUAGGACUACAUAUGAAAAAAAAAUUGAAGUUGUAACUCUUUUCAUUAUUACAAUAUUGCUGCGCUAAAUGUCUUGUUUAAUGUUAAUUUUAAUUUUAUAGUUGUCAAAUUUUUUUAAAAACUUUACUAACUACUAAAGGAGAAAAAAAAUUAUAAAUUAUAGGAGAAAAAAAAAACUACUAGAGGUAAAAAAAUUCAGAGUAAAACAUCAACAUGUUCUGGGUGAUUUCAAAUGGAUUGACCUUAAACUGUUUUUUUUUUAAAUAUCCAUUUUGGGAUUGGAAAUAUUGUGAUUUCUAUUCACUAAAAAAAAAAUUCCCUAUUCAUCCUACUUAUGAAGUACGCAGAAUCACUUUGGGGAGGAUAACUCAGCUAUGCACCUUCUUUUCUGAACUCUUUAAUAAGAAAUUCCCUGGUUUCUUCUUUUUCACUUCUAUGCUCUGAGUUUUAAGUUGAUCUACAUUGCAUCAUUUGCAACAACUUUUCUGCUUAGUAAUCAUCUGGAAGACCAGGUUUUCAGGGAUUGAAUUCUACCCAAGGAUCUUUUCUGGCUAUUCCUUCAGUUUGAUAUAACUUUUGUAAACGAAGAAUCCAUGUUUUACUAUUUUAUUUCCAACCUAAUAAGGCAGGAUGAUGUUCUUUCUGGGGUUCAUCAAUAGAAUAAUCAGGGGUAGAGCACUUUAUUACAUUUAAAGUGCAUUUAAAGUUUAUUACAUUAGGUACAUCACAUAUAACUUCCAUGCUCGCCCAAGCUACACUGACCUAGUGUCCUCCUGUCCGAAACAGUGUUGCCAUAAUCCACUUUCCAAACACAUAUAAUAAUAGUGGAUUGUCUACAACACCCUCCCUCCUAAGGAGAGAGCCAAUAAUCACUUUACAUAUGUCUGUUCAGACGGUUAUAACCCUGAGGUAGGUCUUCAGCAUUUCCAUAUCUUAUAUACAAUUAGCUUACAAAAUAAUUACUUAAAUUAUUGACAUAACAUUCUAAAAUAUUAAUAACUUUUAUUAUAGGAAUAAACAGAGCACACAUUUGCAUUUAAAAAUAUAGAGAGUUAGACAUAGCUAUACUGAGUUAAACUUCAUGAAAGAGUUUUUAAAAGUCUGGUGUGAAACAGACUCCUCGUAUUACCACUAUUUGGAUCAUCUAUCAACAUUGGAUGUUUACCCAGCUGAUUUAUUAAUUUAAAGUUCAAGUUUCUAUUAUUUUUUAAAUAUUAUUAUCAGAAAUUAUAUUUAUAUUUUAAUUAUUUAAUCCAAUUUAAAUCAAGAAUUCACUCUGAGGUCCAUUACCUUCUGUUCAUAAAAUUUAUAAUUAGAAUCCUAAUCUUAGCUUUACCAACAACCUAAUUAUACUAUUUACAAAGAUAUAUACACAAUAUAUUUACAAGUUAUCCAGUUCGGGUAACCUAACAAUGUUUUCGCCAGGACCCUCUAGCUGGUCAACAGAAGGGAUGCUAAUUUAAAACCCUUUUUAAUCCUCUGGAAUAUGAUAAAGACUACCAUGUCUCACAUAAUAAGCGACCUGUCCUAACAUGAUCCAGGAUCAUAAAACCCAUAUUAUAGAAUGAGUAGGGUGAGUGGUAGUCCAUCACACUCAAAAUUAUACUUAAUAAGUCCUUGGAACAACUCUUCAUAUAAUCCUGUUCUUUUCUUACUCCAGUCAUUGAGUUUUCAAAACUCAUUUUUUAAAUGUAGAGUUGUCUUUCCUAGAAUCAAAGGCAUUUCUGGAUUAAAAGAUUUAUCAUACUUUUCUUUGCUUUUGGAAUAUGGAUUUUAUCCAUUUUUAUGUUCAUUCUGGAGUUCAUCAAUAGAAUAAAACUAUGAUCAGGGGAAGAGCACUUUAUUGCAAAUUAUUAACAUUAUGUACAUCACAUAUAGCUUCCAUGCUUACCCAAGCUACAAUGUCCUGGUGUCCUCCUGCCUGAAACAGUGUUGCCAUAAUCCAUUUUCCAAACACAUAUAAUAAUAGUGGAUAGUCCACAACAAUCAGCAUACAGUAUACCAUAUCUCUCUUUUUGUUAAUGCUACCCAUUGCACAUCCAGAUGUUCUAAUCUUCUUAGGUUAAUUGAAUCAGGCUCAUCUGUUAGGAGGUCAAUCAGAUGCAUGUCAGCAAUGGCAUAUAUUGCACCAUAAGAAAGAAAGCAGUUCAAAUGAUACAGGAAAUGCAUGGUGAGAGCCUUAAGUGUAAAUAACUGCACUCGAAAGGCAUUCAUCCAGAUUGGUGCAGCGUACAAGGGUGGUACUGACAACAUUAGCCUUCACUAUCUUAAGUAUGAGAUGGACAUAUACUACUCUGAGUACCAAGUAUUUUGCUCAAAUACUGAUCCUUUUUAAAUACCAAAAAUAUAUUUACAAAUUUAGUUGAUGAUAGACAAUCAAGGGAAGUAGUGAUUAAAUUCCUAACAGUGGUUAAAUUUGAGUAAAAUGCAAGUUACUUGGUACUCAAAUUAGUUUUUAUACCACACUUUUUAUCAUACUGUAGCCUGGCAUCAAUAUGUACACUCGCUAUAAGUACUGAUUAAGUUUUAUGACCAACAAGCUGGAGAUGAAAGCCACUGGUAAAUAGUAACACCAUUAUAGUAAUACAGAAUUGUAAUGCAAACUUCGUAUUAAUCUCUUCCAAUUUAGCAUGAACAAUCAUUGAAAGAUUGUCUGUAAAACCUUAUAUAAUAAUUCUGACAUAGAGAACCUAAGUAACAUAUUGUACAUCACAUUCCAUAGCAAGAGCUCUAAAACCCCAACUGUGAUUUUGCAGGUUAUCGGUUCAGGAUUUUAUUUCAGGACUUAAUCAGAAAAAUAAAUAAAAAUAGUCCUUAUGAGGUAAUGUGGAACUACCAUCCUUUACAAUCACACCUUGUUGAAUUAAAAUUUAUGUUUCAUCUAUAAUUUAAUGAGACAAUAAAUAAAAAUCAUGAAGUGUAUACUUACAUUUUUUGUAAACUUCGUUGACAGCUCCAAAAUCAUUUAUGUCAUCAAGAAAAACAGUACUUUUUAUUACUGAAACAAAGUAGCAAAUAAAGAACCAACU